Angiostrongylus costaricensis is the source of this 1371-nucleotide messenger RNA. NCBI's taxonomy places the organism in Eukaryota, Metazoa, Nematoda, Chromadorea, Rhabditida, Metastrongylidae. The record is from the annotation of a GenBank genome assembly.
AUGACCGAUCGAGGACGACGUCGCCGCAGUCGAGAGUUGCGAAUGGCGCGUCAAGAUGGCGGCCUGUCUCCGGCAUCGAGACUCAGGAUAGCGGCCGACAUCCACCGUCAUUCUACUAGCGAUGAUGAUUCUGGUUGUGUUUUUGAAGAGUACGCAUGGGUACCCAACGGUCUUAAGCCGAAUAUGAUUCAUAUGUACUUUGCGACACUGCCAGAGGAAAAAGUACCAUACGUGAACAGCGUUGGAGAGAAGUGGCGUCUACGGCAGUUACGCUACCAGCUUCCACCACAAGACUCAGAUCCACGAUAUUGCGCUAGACUCACUUCCGAAGAGGAGGAUGAGCUGAGGUCGCUAUUCGAGCGUCGUCGAAAGGCCGAAUGUCUUGGUAGAGGAACAAUUGACUGGAUACCUUACGAUGAUAGGAAUCGCAAGUGUGGAACGCCGUUCGACGAAGCUGAAAUAUGUGUGUUCGCCUCUCGCACCGGAUCGUCCUACCAUCCGAGCUGCUUUCAGUGUUUUGAAUGUAGAACUCUUCUCGUCGAUCUCAUCUACUUCUCCCACAACGGAAAUAUAUUCUGUGGUCGACACCAUGCCGAACAGAUCAAGCCCAGAUGUGCACGGUGCGACGAGCUCAUAUUCGGUGAAGAAUGUACGGAAGCCGAGGGACGAACAUGGCACCAUCACCACUUUCUAUGCACAGAUUGCUCCAAGGAGUUGGGAGGUCAAAAAUAUAUGCAAAGAAACAACAAGCCCGUUUGUCUGGAAUGUUUCCACUCCGACGGCUCUUCGUCAUUGUCAUGCGCUACUUGUAACGGCACGAUACCUCACGAUCAUCCUCAUAUUUCGCAGGGAGACAUAAGUUGGCAUGCCGACCAACGAUGUUUUUGCUGUUCGGUCUGUGCGAAGAAUCUGCUCGGCAAAAAGUACACGUUGGUGGAUAAGAGCCUCUACUGCGGAUAUAAAACUUGCGGUGGAGAAGAGGAACUAUUCAUUGAUGACCGUAUUCCUACUUGCUCGGAAAACAGAAUGAUAGAAGCAUCAACGGGGUUCGAUCCAAUGAACAGCACUGUUUUGAAACAACUGGAAGGUUCAAUAAUGGUGGAACCUGAUUCCAGGUUGCCUUCAACUUCGAAUGCUCCUCGUCCACCUCAGCGAGCACCUCCGCCGCCUCCAGGCGAGAACGUGUACGAAACCGUCUUGCCAUCAACAGCCCAACAUACCGAAUACCAUCUCAAAGAAGAAACCGAGCUACGGAAUCAUUACAGUCGUACACCCAGCAAAACACGACGAAGGGAAGAACAUGGAUACUGGUAUUACUUUAGUUCAGAAUUGACUAAACUCUAUAAGAAAACAACGGCUACGUCCUACUAA